Glycine soja is the source of this 1338-nucleotide messenger RNA. RefSeq lists its product as uncharacterized. NCBI's taxonomy places the organism in Eukaryota, Viridiplantae, Streptophyta, Magnoliopsida, Fabales, Fabaceae. Bases 152 to 1087 code for a protein of 311 amino acids. The record is from RefSeq and is a predicted model, not a curated record. Gene Ontology annotation, molecular function: hydrolase activity. The transcript is spliced from 4 exons.
AAUCAAAUGAGAACCACGUUAUUUCUCAAUAAAAUAAAAUAAAAUAAAUUAGAAUGCAACAGAUCCACAAGAAUCUCAAUCUGGUCCUCUAGGGUAAGUUUACGUACACAAAGCAAAUCCCACGAAAACCAAAGCAAUCAAACUGGCAUCAAUGUCAGAGCCCCCAAAAACUAGAGCAGUCAUCUGCGUGGGCGACAUCCACGGCUUCAUAACAAAGCUCCAAAGCCUCUGGAAGAACCUCGAAGGCAGCCUCGACCGAUCCGAAUUCGAAACCGCAACCCUAAUCUUCCUCGGCGACUACUGCGACCGAGGGCCCGCCACCCGCCAAGUCAUCGACUUCCUGAUCUCCUUACCCUCGCGUUACCCGCGGCAGAAGCACGUGUUCCUCUGCGGCAACCACGACUUGGCCUUCGCGGCCUUCCUCCGCCUCCUCCCGGCGCCGGCGGAUGGGUGUGGGUUCUCGGAGGGGUGGAGGGAAUACGAGGCGAGCGAGGAGCGCGAAGGGUGGUUCAAGGGGGAAGGGUACGAGGACAUGCACCUGCAAGGGAGGAGGUGGAGUGGGAAGAUAAAGGUGAAGUUUAACACGGUUAAGGGGACGGAGUAUCAGGGCUCCAUUUAUGACGCUGGACCAACCUUUGAGUCCUAUGGAGUUCCCCAUGGCUCCGCCGAUUUGGUUAAGGCUGUUCCUGAUGAUCACAAGAAAUUUCUUGCUGAUUUGGUUUGGGUCCAUGAAGAGGACGAUGUCUUUGUGAACACUGAUGAUGGAGUUAAAUGCUGCAAAUUGAUUGCUGUUCAUGCUGGUUUGGAGAAAGGAAAAGAUGUGAAAGAGCAGUUAAAACUUUUGAAAGCUCGGGAUACUCGGGUGCCUAAGGUGGAGGCUCUAAGUGGGAGAAAGAGUGUUUGGGAUAUUCCAGAGGAACUAACUGCAAGUCCAGCCAUUGUUGUUAGUGGUCACCACGCGAAACUCCAUGUAGAAGGCUUAAGGCUGAUCAUUGAUGAAGGUGGUGGAUAUAAAGAUAGACCAGUGGCUGCAAUUAUUCUUCCUUCAAUGAAGAUUAUUCGUGAUACAGAUGAAUUAGCAAAAUAGUUUCAUAUUUGUGAUAUUUUUUGCUUUUAUACGGCGUAGUCAAGCUGUUCAGCUUUUAGAUCUCAUGAGCUCAUAGAGAUGAGAUAUUGCGUGUUGUUGAUCUGAAACACGAGAUACAUUUAGAUGGCUUAUCCUCUUGUUCUGAUUUUUAAUGAAGCUCUGAACUAUUCCUUUCAUCAACGCUAUGGAUCUGAGUCUUUCGCCUUUGAAAUGACAAGUGCAAUGUCAAUGACUUAUUUAUUUAUGAACUA